This is a messenger RNA of Ustilago hordei, 1302 nucleotides long. RefSeq lists its product as uncharacterized. Bases 1 to 1302 code for a protein of 433 amino acids. NCBI's taxonomy places the organism in Eukaryota, Fungi, Basidiomycota, Ustilaginomycetes, Ustilaginales, Ustilaginaceae. The transcript has a single exon. The record is from RefSeq and is a predicted model, not a curated record. Gene Ontology annotation, biological process: proteolysis. Gene Ontology annotation, molecular function: aspartic-type endopeptidase activity.
AUGCAGGUCCUCAUCACUCCGUCCUUGGCACUUCUGGCUGUGCUUGCCAGCACAGGCAUCGCGCAAGCCGACCUGAUCCGACGCGGCAGACCAACUGAACGAGGCACUGUCACCACGGACGAUAUCAAGUUGGCAGCCGAACAUGUCGCUGCGCGUUACGCUUCCUGGACAGAAGGCAAGAAGCAGAAAGCCUCGCACUCCAAAUCGGCCCUGAUCUACGGGCAGUUGAAGCUUGCCACGACCGCUUCAGCCGACCAAGACCUGACUCUCAAAGCAUCCAAACAAAGAGGCACUAUCGUGAAGCUUCACAAGGUCGGAGGAUAUCCCAAGAUGCUUGGCGAGACGUACAAUAUUGAAGUGGGAUUGGGUUCUACCGAGCAAAUGUUCAGCCUCACUGCUGAUACGGGCUCGAUGCUGACCUGGGCAGUCGAUGCUUCGUGCAAAAAAGCUGAUUGUCCAGGACUCCAGACGAAGAAGCUGUACGAUGCAAGCAAGUCCAAGACGAGCAAAGCGCUUCGCAGCGCUCAUGAGGCGUAUGGCGACGGCGAGAUGGAUCUCCAGCUCUACACUGACGUCGUCACCUUGGACAAGCUCACAAUGAAAGCGACCAUCGGAGGAGCCAUCAAGACUUUUGAAAAGGAUGCCAAGUUGGAGCACGAUGGCCUCUUUGGUCUCGGUCGAAAGCUCGAUGCGGACCCAGAACCUGUGUUGGAUAGCCUCGCAAAGCAGGACAAGCACUUUAAUGAGAUUGUCGCACUCGACCUCUCGGCACAACCCACGAUCGAGAUAGGUGGAUACGACUUUGCCAAGUACCCGAAACUUGCCAACUUCAAAGUGACAGCCGAUCAAGGCUGGCUUUUGGAAGAGAGCACGAUUACUGCUUUGGGAGCUACUCCUUCGGAUCCGAUUGAUUUGUUGCUGGAUUCUGGCUCAUCCGUCUCGAUGCUACCCGCUUCACGCAUGGAAGCGAUCAUGGCUCGACCUGGCCUACGCGUGCACAAGACAGCAGCGGAACCGAUCGUAUACUCUAUGCCAUGCGAUAGCAAGCUCAACGUACAACUCGUUCUGCCGGAUGGCAUCAAGGUGAAUAUUAAGGACCAAGAUAUCUUGAUGAAAAGCAACGAUCCCAAGACGCCCGGUUGCUUGAGCUUGUUGGUGGGCACGACGAAUCCAUUCUUGCCCGCGGUUGCGGGUACGCCUAUACUCAAGAGCCUCUACACCGUGCUGAGGAAGACGGAGGGUGGCGACUGGAUCGGUGUCGCUCCUUUGCUUAGUGGAGAUCCAUUGCUCACCAUUGACUAA